AAUCAGUCUCAAGCGGUUUGUCGAUUGAGUAAGUUAGUUCGUGUCAAAAGUGCUCGUUCGCACACCUUUCACGCGAUUCAUACUUCUUUCUCAGCUCUCCCAUUUUGUUCAAGCGAUUUUUUCUGCUGUACGUAUCAUAUAAACAUAUAGAUUCCACACUGAUUUCACAUUUCAAUUGAUAUUAAUGGAACAGAUGUAAAGGUGACGUGCAUUCAACACAGGCUAUUGUCGUCGAUUGGAGAGUCUAACCAUUGGAACAAUUUGUUUGCUGUACACGAUAAAAAAGAAGAAGCAAAGAGACGCACACGAAUGACUGCAGCAUGAGCAAUUAUGCGAAUAUUCUAGAGUUUCAAACAUGGAUUGUCUACCAACGUGUCGCGAUUGAUUGUGCCGGUUGCUUGUAACACACAAUUUUCUUUCGUUCACAAUCCGACGUUUUUUUGAGUUAAUUCAAGUGUACGUUUCAUUCAUUACGAGUCACAUUUUGAUUUGCUUUGAACGAGAGAGUUCGUCUUAUCAAACGAGAUUUUAUCAUUUUGUUUUUGGUUUAUCGGGUAUUCCAAUGGUAGAAAAAGUCAUGACGGAAAAUGCUUUUCGAGCACGAGAUAUUGGGCUUCGGGCACAGAAGAAAAUCCUAUCAAGGAUGGCCACAAAAACGAUUGCUAAAACAUUUAUUGACGGAACGACAGCCGCGUUGCUCGACAACAUCUAUCGACUGGCCAAGUUGCACACGGGUAAUAAGAAGGAAGCCGAACGCCUGGUGAAGAAUAUCAUAAAGAUCGUCAUCAAAAUUGGCAUACUACACCGGAACAAUCAAUUCAAUAAUGACGAGCUGAAAGUGGUUGAAAAAUUCCGAAAUAAAUUUCAGAAUACUCAAAUGGCCGUCAUUUCAUUCCAUGAGGUGGAAUUCAGUUUCGACUUACCAUACUUGCAGAAAUCCCUGGAUGAAUCUCAUGCGGCAUUGAAAACCAUCGUCGAGCGGCAUCUAACCGAAAAAUCACUUGGCCGAAUUGACGAAGUGUUUGCAUUUUUCAACGAUCCCAAACUACUGGAGACCUGCUUUCGCAUCGAUUCUCCGUAUCGAGAAGUGGUUACCGCCAUCGUCAAGGAUUUGAACAGUGCAAUGGACAGCGGAGAUAUUUAAUCGAAAAAUGCUCGUCAUCGCACAAAUACUACUAUCUACACAAAACACUCACAAUCACAUGUAGCCAUAGAUUUACACACAUUUGUAAAAGUUUUUUUUGCGUUUUUUCCCCUUCGUUAAUAAGUUAUUUUGAAUUUUGUUUUCUAAUUUAUAUUCAUUGUAUAUGUUAAGUGUUUUGUAUGGAGUCAUGAAUGGGGACGAUGUAGCUACGACAAUUCGUAUACUUUCAAAUGAUAUUAGAUUAGAUAAUGUGGUUUCAGACAAAGAUGUUUUUUGUUUUCGUCCCUCAAUGUUUGGAAUUGAGUGCAACAACAUCAACAUAUCAUGGCCUUAUCAAAGCAUCAAUAUUACGAAACAAGACAGAAUGACAUUUGUUUCUUGAACUCAUUUAGAUUUAUCAAUAAUUGAUGGAUUGUAAAUGUUACGAGUGCAUCGUAAAUAACAACACCUCCGUCGGAGGUACUCCGAGUAAUAAGUCUCGCCAGAAAAAAAGUGAGGUCGAUUUUAUAUAGCUUGCAUGGAAUUAAUGUUCCACAAGUUGAUAGCUUUUCAGUCACACAUUUGACACCCAAUUGCGUCCAAAAUGAGUUUUUUUUUCAGAUUUCUAUUUUUGGUGGUAUUAUUAAUAACGAUUGUUAUGACAACAAGUGGAACGAUAUUUAGUGGAAUGUUAUUUGGACCAAAAUUCUUUUGAAACCUUAAAUUCGAAUUUAACUCAUAUUUUGGCUCCAAAAUUUAUUGUUGGAGUUGAAUAUUGCUCUGGCAAAAACAACAUAAAACAUAUUAACCAAACCGUCUAUGAAACAGACAAUUGAAUGUCUAUAUAUUAUUGAGAGAAAAAGCAUCAACUGAAUGUAUGAAUAUGUGUUCAACUAUUUUUUCGAAACAGAAAUAAACACGAGGAACAGAGUCUAUUCAAACUCAGUGGAAUCAAAUGUGUCCCCUUUUUUCUGUGUAAGAUUAUUUUUCACAAAGUGAUCGAAACUGGUCAACAUAGUAUAUUUUUAUUCUAGAUAAAUAUAUUUCGUGAAAUUUAAUUUAGGUGAUUUAAGCACACAUACACACUCACAUAUGAACCGUUGCGACAAACAAAUUCCCUCAGAAUAUUUUAGUUUCAAAGUGCAACAUGGAAUUUUUUUUAUAACAAUGGAUGUAUACAAUUUGUCCAUUUUAGAAAUAUGUCAAAUAAAAACUGAAUAAAAUGAAUGUCUGUAAA
This is a messenger RNA of Sitodiplosis mosellana (orange wheat blossom midge), 2360 nucleotides long. It is a transcript of the gene sigmar, whose product is annotated as protein salivary glands marred. Bases 563 to 1144 code for a protein of 193 amino acids. The record is from RefSeq and is a predicted model, not a curated record. NCBI's taxonomy places the organism in Eukaryota, Metazoa, Arthropoda, Insecta, Diptera, Cecidomyiidae. Gene Ontology annotation, biological process: regulation of apoptotic process. Gene Ontology annotation, cellular component: cytoplasm. The transcript has 6 exons.